AUGAAUGAGAGUGCUGGCAUCCCUGAGGUGGUCACCAAUCUGGAGGACACUGACACUGAGGUGUUCACCAGAGAAGGAGAAGAUGCCAUCUUACCGUGUCGUCUGGGUUCCCCGGUGAACCUGAAGGAUGAGGUGUUUGACUGGAAGAAGGAGAAGCAGGAGGUGUUCUUCUAUGAAAAGGGCAAGCAUUACGACAACGGCAAGCGUGGACAAGACCCCCAGUUCGGGGGCAGAGUGCACCUUCUCCCAGGGGGGCUGCAGGCCGGUAACGCCUCUGUGAUCCUGUCCAGUGUGACCCAGGCAGACGGCGGAGUGUAUUCUUGCUACUUCCCACGUCGGAAACUGACGAGAUUGAUCCGGCUGACUGUAGUGGUGGAGCCGCGGUUGAGGCUGGAGGUGGUCGAGGUUCCCCCGUCCUCCGGCUCGGUGCGGCUGUCCUGCGUCUCCAGAGGAGGCCAGCCCCAGCCCAGCGGUCUGGAGUGGCAGACCCCCAACGGAACUGUGAUCCCUGCAGAAGAAGCACCGCCGGCCGCCUCCUCAGACAGCGACGGCCGCGACUCCAUCAGUCAGACGGUGAAGGUGACCGAGCCAGGCAGCUACACCUGUCUGGCCCGGCAGCAAGGCGUCCACCCUGCGGUCAGAGACACCAUCCGAGUGUUUGGUGAGUGUUUCCAGUCAGCUGUUUUGAUGGGACUGUGCCCCUAA
Molecule: messenger RNA, 705 nt
Organism: Gadus morhua (Atlantic cod)
Lineage: Eukaryota; Metazoa; Chordata; Actinopteri; Gadiformes; Gadidae
Product: butyrophilin subfamily 1 member A1
Exons: 4
Coding region: 1-705 (234 amino acids)
Biological process (GO): regulation of cytokine production; T cell receptor signaling pathway
Cellular component (GO): external side of plasma membrane
Molecular function (GO): signaling receptor binding
Source: RefSeq, a predicted model, not a curated record